Messenger RNA from Zonotrichia albicollis (white-throated sparrow), 1751 nucleotides. RefSeq names its product CCN family member 2. Gene Ontology annotation, cellular component: extracellular region; extracellular matrix. The record is from RefSeq and is a predicted model, not a curated record. Gene Ontology annotation, molecular function: integrin binding; heparin binding. Gene Ontology annotation, biological process: cell adhesion; signal transduction; positive regulation of cell differentiation. NCBI's taxonomy places the organism in Eukaryota, Metazoa, Chordata, Aves, Passeriformes, Passerellidae.
AGAAGCUGAUGCGUAACUUGCUCCAGAGAGACUGGAAACUCCGCAGGAGAGGGCGGGGGUGGCCGGCAGUCUGGAUCCCUGCCCUUCGCAGCGCUCGGGAUGCCGGGCAGCUUGGGGACAGUGCCGCGGGUCCUGCUCCUGCUCCUCCUCGCCCCUGCCUGGGUAGAACCACAGGCCUGCAUGUUCCCAUGCCAGUGUCCCUCCCAAGCUCUGCCGUGCCCUGCAGGUACCAGCCACGUGUGGGAUGCCUGUGGCUGCUGCAAGGUGUGUGCCCAGCAGCUGGGCGAGCUCUGCUCCUUGCACAGGCCCUGUGACCAUCACAAGGGACUCUACUGUGACUUCUCAAAAAUCCACAGAGGCAGUGGGAUCUGCUUAGCUCGUGAGGGUGCGACGUGUGACCUGCUGGGCAAGAUCUACCUCAAUGGGGAGAGCUUCCAGCCCACGUGCAAGCUGCAGUGCAUCUGCAUGGACGGGGCCAUCGGCUGCGUCCCGCUCUGCGCCGAUGACCUGCGCCUGCCGUCCCCAGAGUGCCCCGCGCCCCGCAGGGUGAAGUUCCACAACAAGUGCUGUGAGGAGUGGGUGUGUGAGGAGGGCAGCGAGGAUAACCCCUUAGGAGCAGCCACAGCAGUUUUCAGGAAGGAUCCAGCUCACAGGCCAGAGCUGAACAACCUGCAGGAGAACUGCCUGAUGCAGACCACAGAAUGGAGCACGUGCUCCCGGAGCUGCGGAAUGGGCAUCUCCACCCGUGUAACCAACAACAACCCCCAGUGCCGCCUGGAGAAGGAGACUCGGCUCUGCAUGGUCCGGCCCUGCGACUUCUCCAUGGAGAAAACCAAGAAGGGGAAGAAGUGUGUGCGGACCCCAAAGCAGCGCCAGAGCCUCCACUUUGAGUUUUCAGGAUGCACCAGCACGCGCUCCUACCGGCCGCGGUUCUGCGGCAGCUGCUCGGACGGGCGCUGCUGCACCCCGUUCCUGACCAGCACCGUGGACGUGGAGUUCCGCUGCCCCGAGGGGGACUUCUUCCAGAGGAAAAUGAUGUUCAUCAAGAUGUGCUCCUGCCACUACGACUGUCCCCGAGACAACGACAUCUUCCUGGCCACAUAUCACCGUUGGAUGAUCGGAGACCACGUCAAGAUUGAGCAGCAAUAGCCCUGUCUUGCCAGAUCUGAGGUGUGCAGGAAGGCUCUGCAGUGCUUUCAUGGCUGUGUCCUGGCAAGUGCAGCCUCUUCCCCUUCUGUGAGCAGCACAGUGCUGCUUCCACAGCAGCACCAUUCACACCAACGGUCCCUGUGGUUUUCCCAAUGAGCCAAGGGAGGGGCCGCAGCUGCUGCAGCCCGCUGACCCCCAUACACAGUGUGCAAAGGUCAGUGAAGGAACCAGAAACAGGCUUGAGCUGCAAACUUGAUCUGUAUUCCUGCUGGCCAGAAGAGAGAGUGGUUCAAGAUCAUGUGGCUCCCGCCUGUCUCCAGCCCAGAGGACAAUUCCUGAUUCAGACCCCAAGAAUUCUUCCAGCAUUAACUGGGGGUAGACCAGGCUGCCAGACCAAGGUGUGUCCCCUGAAGGUGCUGCUCCGAACAGCUUUUAGUGCCUUGAUGAACAUUUCAUAGAACCAUGGAGUGGUGUGGGUUGAAAGGCACUUUAAAGCUCAUCUUGUUUCAACCCCCUGUCAUGGAUAGGGGCACCUUCCACUAACCCAGGCUGCCCCAAGCCCUGUACAACCUGGCCUUGGACACUUCCAGGGAUGGGGAUGG